AAAUUUAAUAAAUUUUGGAUUUUUUUUUAAAAGUAAAAUGAGUCCUGAUUACCGGAUCCGCUGCGACUUACUUUGAGCGAUAAGAGAAAAACUGAUUUAGAUCAAAUCCCGUCUCCUUCUCCUUUCCUCGCCGCUAUGUGCUUCUCCUACGGUCGAAUGAAGAUGGCGAUGAUGGUCAAGGCUGUUAUGAUGUCCUUUUUGUUAACUGUGACUCAGGUUCCAUUGGUGCUGGGUUUACAAUCUACAACACCUGCUUUUUUCUGGUCUUCUCACCACGACAAUCGGUUUUCAAACAACAGAAUGGAUGAAGCAGUAAAUUAUCAAACAAUUUCUUCAAGGGAUCUUGCCAGGUCUAUUCUGUCUGAAGGGGGCUGGUCAAACUUACUGUGUUCAGAAAAGAAACUUCAGAAGUCUGUGGACCUAGCACUUGUUUUUGUUGGUAGAGAGCUGCUGUCCUUGGAUAUUUCUUCAAACAAAAAUGCAGAUCCAGCUCUUCUGAACUUGCUUAAGAUUUCUUUUAUGAGGUCUAAUUUCUCCUUGGCAUUACCAUAUGUUGCUGCAUCAGAGGAGCCGAUGGAGAAUUCUUUUGUUUCAUGUAUUGCAGAAACUUGUGGGCUGGACUCAAUUAUCAAUAAUGUUGCUUUUUCAGAGUCAUGCUUUAUAGAGGGUGACAAAUUUCAAAAGCUUGCAGAUGUCGAUGCAGUUCAUGACUAUCUGGUUUCAACAAUGGAAAAGAGAACAAAUGGGCAAGCAGAUCUGGUUGUAUUCUGCCAUGGAGGCUCUUAUUCUGCAAACGGACCUGAGCAACCACAAACAGAAAGUUUGUUGAGUUCUUUGAUCAUAGAGGAUGUCAAAAUCUUUUAAUUUAUGUCAUCUUGUUUGUCUGAGAAAUGUUCAUGCAAAUACAUUAAUUAAAUACACAGGUUAAACUUUGUCUAAGCUUAUCAGUUCUGUGGAGACACUAGGGGCAAAGUAUGAAGUACUUUAUCUUUCAGAUCCAUUUCGACCAAUCCAGAAUCCUUCUCAUCGAGAACUGGAAAGAUUUCUUGCUGAAGGUACUGCUGGAAAUGGACCGCUCAAUUCCACAGCUUGUGAUGAAGUCUGCAAGAUCAAAUCAUCACUUCUGGAGGGAGUUCUAGUUGGGAUCGUUUUGCUUAUCAUUUUAAUAUCAGGCCUUUGCUGUGUGAUGGGGAUUGAUACUCCGACAAAAUUUGAGACACCUCAAGACUCUUAACAGUUUUCUGUCAGCUAAUACCUUUGUUUGUGCACUGAGUCUUCUUUUUCUGGUGGUACUUAGUAGCGUAAGAGAUUGCCCUGUGAUUUUAGUCCACUCAGUAAGGACUUAAUGUGAUGUUGGCAGUAAUGUAGUACAGUAAUUUUUGUGUGGACAUCGUGUACCUUGUGCACUCCUAUUUCAUCCCUGUGCAAUGUAAUCUUUGAUUCUUUGAGUAGGCUGUGGGGGAAGCCCUUAGCUUUGUUGCAACAAAAUUUAAGAUCGAUUUCAAAGUUAUGGCCUCCAAUAUUUUGAGUAGAAAAUAUAGUCUGUAUGCAGAACAGAUAUUAUUUUGGCAUGUAAUGGAAAAGACAUGCUGCUGUGUUUGGUAUUA
Molecule: messenger RNA, 1607 nt
Organism: Manihot esculenta (cassava)
Lineage: Eukaryota; Viridiplantae; Streptophyta; Magnoliopsida; Malpighiales; Euphorbiaceae
Exons: 8
Coding region: 136-864 (242 amino acids)
Source: RefSeq, a predicted model, not a curated record